AUGCAGGCAGGAGGUCCGUCGUGGGAUGUUUUACUUGGAAGAAGGGAUGGGACAACAGCAAACAGAACUGGUGCUGAUGUUGCCCUUCCAGGACCCUUCGAGACCCUGGACGUUCUAAAAUCCAAGUUCUUAGACGUCGGCCUGAACACCACCGAUCUGGUUGCUCUUUCGGGUGCUCACACAUUUGGACGCGCUCAGUGUGUGUCAUUCAGCGCUCGUCUAUACAAUUUUAGUGGCACUGGAAGUCCUGAUCCGACCCUGAACUCAACCUACUUACAAACUCUCCAAGGAAUAUGCCUGAAGAACGGAAUUGGGACUGAGCUAACCAAUUUGGACCUGACUACGCCAGAUGUUUUUGACAAUUACUACUUCUCUAAUCUUCAAGGCAACAAUGGCCUUUUGCAGAGUGAUCAAGAGCUGUUCUCAACCAACGGGGCGGAUACUGUUGACAUUGUCAACUACUUUAGUGCUUACCAAUAUGCUUUUUUUGUCAACUUUGUGGAAGCAAUGAUCAAAAUGGGGAAUAUAAGCGUGUUGACAGGGACAGAAGGAGAAAUUAGACAAAACUGCGCCUUAGUUAAUACAAACACUUAUGGUUCAGAUGGUCUUUUACAUAGCUCUAUUUAA
Corylus avellana is the source of this 627-nucleotide messenger RNA. NCBI's taxonomy places the organism in Eukaryota, Viridiplantae, Streptophyta, Magnoliopsida, Fagales, Betulaceae. The record is from RefSeq and is a predicted model, not a curated record.